This is a messenger RNA of Triticum dicoccoides, 1875 nucleotides long. RefSeq lists its product as uncharacterized. NCBI's taxonomy places the organism in Eukaryota, Viridiplantae, Streptophyta, Magnoliopsida, Poales, Poaceae. The record is from RefSeq and is a predicted model, not a curated record. The transcript is spliced from 8 exons. Bases 467 to 1129 code for a protein of 220 amino acids.
UUCAAUCAGUCCCAUGUGUCUGACCAUGAACGAAGACUGAGUGAGCUGAAAUAUAAAGUCAGAGAAGUUAAUCUACCACAAAUGGAAUGCAUCAAUGUUAUGAAACAAAUGAAAACAGAAGCUUCAAACAGGGAUAAAUUAAAACACUUCACUAUGGAUUCCAGAGCCGAAGAAGAUGUUGACUUAAGGAGCCAUGAGGGAAGUGGUGAGGAAACUGAAUCGGAAGAUGGAGAAGAUGGCGCUGAACAUGGUGAUGAAACUGAAUCGGAAGAUGAAGAAGGUGAGUCUAGACAAGAAGAUGAACAUGAAGAAGAAGAGGAAGUUCGACAAGAACAAGAGCAAACACAUGGUUAGUUCUGAGGGCAUAAAAGAAUUUACAUGUGCUUGUUUUGCAUGGGCCUAAUGGUAGUUCCUAUCUGUUCACAUACCAGAAGUUGUAGAGAAGACUAGAAGAGGACCUACUCACAUGAGGCGCUUCUGGAAAGAACAUGAUGUUGAUAACAAGAUUAAUUUGAAGUUCAACAGAUUUGGUCAGCCAUGUGGUUUGAAUACUUGCAAGCUGUCAAAUUUUAUUGGAACCCUAGUGAAAGGAAAAGAAAUGUCCUUAGCUGCUCAAAACCGGAGCAAAGUACCAAAGUUGGAGAAAGAAAAGUUGUGGGGUUCUGUCCAGGCUUUUUUCAACAUUGAUGAGUCAUACAAAAGAUGGGUGUUGAGAUCAGCUAGUAAAAAAUUGAAAGACUUCAAGGUUGUUUUAAAGAGGAAAUACUACAAAGCUGAUUUGUCACGGGCACGGAAUAUUCUUAAUGGUUGUGAUAAUAGAAUUCCAAUUGGACAGUGGGAGUGGCUAGUAAAACACUGGAGAACAGAGAAAGCUAAGGAAAAAUCUGAGAGAAACAAAGCCACUCGGGCAUCGCAACUCGAGGGAUGCAACGGGACCCACAUGGCUGGGUCACGAAGUUUUGCAGUUGUCCUUGAUCAAAUGGAGAUGGUAGAGGGUAGUGAAAUUGGGCGUGCCGAGCUUUACAUGGUUACGCAUACAAAAAACAAUGGAUAUCCAGUCAACCAACAAAGCGGAGUAAAAAUGGAUGAAAUUAAAAAGGAUUCGGGAAGAUCCUUCUUUGAUUGGUGAGGAGGCCCGUGAUGGUGAUCUUUAUUCAUCAAUUUUCCCAAAAGGAAAGAAAGGAAGGCCAAGUGGCCUUGGUCUAUUAGUAGGUGGAGUCGCUUCGAAGUGCCUUGCUCAAGUUGAAGCUGAACUACAUGUUGCUAAACAAGAGAACAUGGAGCUUCGGCAUGUGGUGCAUACUCUGGUGGUAAAUCAAACUUCAAUAAUGGCCAAGAGUGAGAGAAUGGCAGAACAGUACAAUGAGCUAAAGAGUUUGAUCAUAGCUUCUAGGGGGUCUGUUGAAAUGGGAGGAAUUCCAGAAAAGGAGCUUCCAAAUAAAGAACCUUCUAAGGACUUGGAAAUCAGGAAUGACGAAGAACAAGCAACUUCACUUUCAUACACUACCAAGGCAUCCGAGGCAAUGGCUGAUCCAAGGCAAUGGCUACUCUAAGUUGGUGAAGGCAUCCCAACUGGAAUCAAAGAAAACAGAAUCAGCACUACCAAGUCUUGCGCCUGUGCCAAAACCAAAGAAGACAAAGACAACUAAACAUAAGAAACCAGGAAUAUUUCAAACACCGCUCCAAAAGGGGCCAAAGGACGGAUUAGAAGAUACCAUAAAGUGUGGCAUGGAAGUUAGUUUGACGUCGCCAAACAGUGCAGGUGUGGUGGCAAUGGGAACAAUUCAGAAAACUGAUAGAAAAGCUAAAGCUACUGAUGGCCAACCACUAGCUGAUUGUGUUGAAGUUCUUGUCAACGUCGUGCUCAAAGAAACA